Apaloderma vittatum (bar-tailed trogon) is the source of this 3338-nucleotide messenger RNA. Its product is annotated as protocadherin-9-like. Gene Ontology annotation, biological process: homophilic cell-cell adhesion. Gene Ontology annotation, molecular function: calcium ion binding. The record is from RefSeq and is a predicted model, not a curated record. Gene Ontology annotation, cellular component: plasma membrane. NCBI's taxonomy places the organism in Eukaryota, Metazoa, Chordata, Aves, Trogoniformes, Trogonidae.
CUGCAGCAGAUCGUCAAAGGUAGACGACCAACUGCUGUCUUCAAAUAAGAAAUGAGAUGUAAUGCAUCCUGCAGUCCAUGCAUGCCUCCUCUUGCAAAUCGCGCAUCAUUCCUCCCUGGAAACCUUUAAGUCCUAAAAUCGAGGAAAAGAGAAUAAAAACAUUAUCAUGGACCUGAGGGAUUUUUACCUGUUGACUGCUUUGAUUGCCUGUUUAAGGCUGGAUUCUGCUAUAGCUCAAGAACUUAUUUACACUAUUAGAGAGGAACUGCCUGAAAACGUACCCAUAGGGAACAUACCAAAGGACCUGAACAUUUCUCACAUAAAUGCUGCCACGGGGACCAGUGCCAGCCUUGUCUACAGACUGGUGUCUAAAGCAGGGGAUGCCCCUCUGGUCAAAGUAUCCAGUAACACUGGGGAAAUCUUUACGACAUCUAACAGAAUAGACCGAGAAAAACUCUGUGCUGGAGCUUCCUAUGCAGAAGAAAACGAGUGUUUUUUUGAACUUGAGGUGGUGAUUCUCCCCAAUGACUUUUUUAGGCUUAUCAAAAUAAAAAUCAUUGUAAAGGAUACUAAUGACAAUGCACCUAUGUUUCCAUCCCCUGUCAUCAAUAUCUCCAUCCCAGAAAACACUCUGAUCAACAGUCGCUUUCCAAUCCCAUCAGCAACAGAUCCUGACACAGGUUUCAACGGCGUGCAGCACUACGAGUUGUUAAACGGGCAGAGUGUCUUUGGACUGGAUAUUGUAGAAACUCCAGAAGGAGAGAAAUGGCCUCAGCUGAUUGUGCAGCAGAACUUGGACAGAGAACAAAAGGACACCUACGUGAUGAAAAUCAAGGUGGAGGAUGGAGGUACCCCCCAGAAAUCCAGCACAGCCAUCCUACAAGUCACAGUAAGUGAUGUCAAUGAUAACAGGCCAGUGUUUAAAGAGAGUCAAGUAGAGGUUCAUAUACCAGAGAAUGCCCCUGUAGGCACUUCUGUAAUUCAGCUUCAUGCUACAGAUGCAGAUAUAGGAAGCAAUGCAGAAAUCAGAUACAUUUUUGGUGCCCAAGUCGCCCCUGCAACCAAAAGAUUUUUUGCUUUAAACAACACCACAGGGCUGAUUACAGUUCAGAGGUCCUUAGAUCGAGAAGAGACUGCUAUUCACAAAGUGACAGUGCUGGCUAGUGAUGGUAGCUCUACACCGGCCCGGGCAACCGUUACCAUCAAUGUCACUGAUGUAAACGAUAACCCUCCUAACAUAGACCUCAGGUACAUAAUAAGUCCCAUCAAUGGCACAGUGUACUUAUCUGAGAAAGAUCCCAUCAAUACAAAGAUUGCCCUAAUUACAGUUUCAGAUAAGGACACUGAUGUGAACGGCAAAGUGAUCUGUUUCAUUGAGAGAGAGGUCCCCUUCCACUUGAAGGCAGUAUAUGACAACCAGUAUUUGUUAGAGACCUCUUCCUUGUUGGACUAUGAGGGCACCAAAGAAUUCAGCUUUAAAAUUGUUGCUUCUGAUUCUGGUAAGCCCAGUUUGAACCAGACUGCCCUGGUAAGAGUUAAACUGGAGGAUGAAAAUGACAACCCUCCGAUUUUCAGCCAGCCUGUAAUUGAGCUGUCAGUUUCGGAAAACAACCGUCGUGGUCUAUACUUAACAACUAUUAGUGCCACAGAUGAAGACAGUGGGAAAAAUGCAGACAUUGUUUAUCAGCUUGGCCCUAAUGCCUCCUUUUUCGAUCUGGAUCGAAAGACGGGAGUUUUGACAGCCUCCAGAGUUUUUGAUAGAGAAGAGCAGGAACGUUUCAUUUUCACUGUUACGGCCCGAGACAAUGGCACCCCUCCUUUGCAGAGUCAAGCAGCUGUAAUUGUUACUGUGUUGGAUGAAAAUGACAACAGUCCCAAAUUUACUCAUAAUCACUUCCAGUUUUUUGUGUCAGAGAACUUACCAAAGUAUAGCACAGUGGGGGUGAUCACGGUGACCGAUGCAGAUGCUGGGGAAAAUAAAGCAGUGACCCUCUCCAUCCUGAAUGACAAUGAAAACUUUGUGCUGGAUCCAUACUCUGGAGUUAUAAAGUCCAAUGUCUCUUUUGAUCGAGAGCAGCAGAGCUCCUACACCUUUGAUGUUAAGGCGGUGGAUGGAGGGCAACCUCCUCGCUCUUCUACAGCGAAAGUAACCAUAAACGUCAUGGAUGUUAAUGAUAACAGCCCCGUUGUCAUCUACCCACCUUCUAAUACUUCUUUUAAACUAGUGCCACUCUCAGCAAUUCCAGGAUCGGUUGUAGCCGAAGUCUUUGCUGUGGAUAUAGACACUGGCAUGAAUGCCGAGCUGAAGUACACAAUUGUAAGUGGAAAUAACAAGGGCUUGUUUCGGAUUGAUCCGGUGACAGGUAAUAUCACUCUGGAAGAAAAACCAUCGCCGAAUGAUGUGGGGCUGCAUCGCUUAGUUGUCAACAUAAGCGAUUUGGGUUAUCCCAAGUCCCUGCAUACACUCGUGCUUGUGUUUUUGUAUGUAAAUGAUACUGCUGGAAAUGCCUCUUAUAUUUAUGACUUGAUACGCAGGACUAUGGAAACACCUUUGGACCGGAACAUAGGGGACAGUAGCCAACCCUACCAAAACGAGGACUAUCUCACAAUCAUGAUCGCUAUUGUGGCAGGUGCCAUGGUUGUCAUAGUGGUAAUAUUUGUCACAGUUCUCGUUCGCUGUCGACAUGCGUCCAGAUUCAAAGCCGCCCAGAGGAGCAAGCAAGGUGCUGAGUGGAUGUCUCCCAAUCAGGAGAACAAGCAAAACAAGAAAAAGAAAAGGAAGAAAAGGAAAUCUCCAAAGAGCUCUCUUUUGAACUUUGUGACCAUUGAGGAGUCCAAACCUGAUGAUGCAGUUCAUGAACCUAUCAACGGGACAAUAAGCCUUCCAGCAGAGCUGGAGGAGCAAAGUAUAGGAAGAUUUGAUUGGGGCACAGCACCACCAACAACCUUUAAGCCUAACAGUCCUGAUCUCGCCAAGCAUUACAAAUCUGCCUCUCCGCAGUCUGCUUUUCAUCUCAAACCUGACACUCCAGUUUCAGUGAAAAAACACCAUGUGAUUCAGGAACUCCCGUUGGACAACACCUUUGUUGGUGGUUGUGACACCCUUUCCAAACGAAAAAAAAAUCACUUCAGUGCCUCAGAGUGCAGUUCCCAAGGAGGCUUCAAGACAAAGGGCCCCUUACACACCAGACAGGUAAACGAGCACUUUUACUGGUCUAUAAGUACUGCAUACAAGUGCCCAAUCAACCAGUAUUAAAAGUGCCACUGUGUUGUGGGUUGGUAUUUUUUUUUGUUUCAGUCUAAUUUAAUAUAGUGACAUUAUGGGGGGAACAAAAAAA